CCCGCACAGCACUCACUGGAAUACGUUUCGCAAUAGAUGUAUCAAAAUUUUCGUGUGAAUUCUAUCUCGAUGCUACAAUAAAUUGAGCUUUCCCCUUUACAACGCAAAAUUCUCAGUGAAAGAUCAACACAAGCAACAAGGCGCCGUGACACCUACAUAUUUUGUUUGGCAAUCAAGCGCUCCUUCAGCAUAUACAAGAAGCAUGUUGUUUAAAGUACCAUCUGUGGACUGGUCGGAGCAAAUCAUUUAUGUGAUAGACGACGACGAGUCCCUAUCGGACUUUGACGAUGAGCCAGAUUUUUCCGAGUAUAUGUGGAUGGAGAACGAAGAGGAGUUCGACAAGAACGAACUUCAAAGACUAGAGGAGGAGGAAAUCAUGCAGGAAUGUAUUGAGGCAAUGAUGGAGGACGAGCUGGAAGAGCAAAUCAACGAAUGGGAGAAGGCAAAAACGGAGGAGCAGAACACGGCACUUUCCGCGCUGCCUAAAAGUCAGUGCAAUGUGGAAAAGUCGGUUUUGAAUCCCAUGGCCGAUGAAUUUGUACCGCGUUGUCACAUAUUGGACCUACCCGCCUCAUAAAGCCAGCCAGCCAGCCCGACCACCACCAGACUCGCAAACCCACACUCCCAUAACACGUGGACCUCACUCGGCAGGCGCUGCAGUAAGCGCUCCAGUCGACACGCAAAAAUCCUAAGAAAAUCUGUAAAUCCUUUGCAAAAAACUCGACCUACCAUUAGUCCAUGCCCCAAGCUACUGCAGCAGCAGCAGUAUUCAGGGGAACUUGGCCAUUACGCAACAGAUACGCAUAGC
Messenger RNA from Drosophila obscura, 808 nucleotides. It is a transcript of the gene Paip2, whose product is annotated as polyadenylate-binding protein-interacting protein 2. The transcript has 4 exons. Gene Ontology annotation, cellular component: cytoplasm. Gene Ontology annotation, biological process: negative regulation of translational initiation. The coding region runs from base 203 to 577 and encodes 124 amino acids. Gene Ontology annotation, molecular function: mRNA regulatory element binding translation repressor activity. The record is from RefSeq and is a predicted model, not a curated record. Lineage: Eukaryota; Metazoa; Arthropoda; Insecta; Diptera; Drosophilidae.